Dipodomys spectabilis (banner-tailed kangaroo rat) is the source of this 2383-nucleotide messenger RNA. RefSeq names its product acyl-coenzyme A thioesterase 1-like. NCBI's taxonomy places the organism in Eukaryota, Metazoa, Chordata, Mammalia, Rodentia, Heteromyidae. Gene Ontology annotation, molecular function: fatty acyl-CoA hydrolase activity. Gene Ontology annotation, biological process: acyl-CoA metabolic process; fatty acid metabolic process. The record is from RefSeq and is a predicted model, not a curated record. The coding region runs from base 18 to 1301 and encodes 427 amino acids. The transcript has 4 exons.
GCACCUCCCAGGACGAGAUGGCGGUGAGGGUGGUGGUGGAGCCCGCGGGCCGCGUGUGCUGGGACGAGCCGGUGCGCAUCGCCGUGCACGGCCUGGCCCCCGAGCAGCCCGUGGCGCUGCGCGCGUCCCUGCGCGACGAGAAGGGCGCGCUCUUCCGGGCCCACGCGCGCUACCGCGCCGACGCCCGCGGCCAGCUGGACCUGCAGCGCGCGCCCGCGCUGGGCGGCAGCUUCGCGGGGCUCGAGCCCAUGGGGCUCGUCUGGGCCCUGCAGCCCGACAGGCCCUUCUGGCGCUUGCUCAAGCGGGACGUGCAGACGCCCUUGCUGCUGGAGCUGGAGGUGCUGGACGGCCGCGAGCCCGCCGGGCCCGGCGAGCCCGAGGGCGGGCGCGUGCUGGCGCGGGCGGUGCACGAGCGGCACUUCAUGGCGGCCGGGGUGCGGCGGGUGCCGGUGCGCGAGGGCCGGGUGCGGGCCACCCUCUUCCUGCCGCCAGGUCCUGGACCCUUCCCUGGGAUCAUAGACCUGUUUGGAGUUGGAGGAGGCCUUCUGGAGUAUCGAGCAAGUCUGCUGGCUGGGAAGGGUUUUGCUGUGAUGGCGCUGGCUUAUUACAACUAUGACGACCUCCCCAAGGACAUGACGAUUCUCCACCUGGAGUACUUUGAAGAAGCUGUGAGCUACCUGCUCAGGCACCCUCAGGUAAAGGGCUCAGGAGUUGGAGUGCUUGGAAUUUCCAAAGGGGGAGAACUUGGUAUUGCCAUGGCCUCUUUCCUGAAAGGCAUCACCGCUGCUGUUAUAAUCAAUGGCUCUCUAUCCAGUGUUGGGGGAACCAUAUGCUACAAGGAUGAGACUGUGCCCCCAGUGGGCAUGGACCACAGUCGAGUCACAACAACCAAAGAUGGCAUCAUGGAUAUUGUGGAUGGCAUAAACAACCCUUUGGAAGGACCUGAUCAGAAGAGCAUCUUUCCUGUGGAAAGGUCUGACACUGCCUUCCUGUUCCUUGUAGGUCAGGAUGACCACAACUGGAAGAGCGAGUUUUAUGCUAAUAUGACCUCUCAGCGCCUAGAGGCCCAUGGGAAAAAAAAGCCUCAGAUCAUUCUUUACCCCGAGGCAGGGCACUAUAUUGAGCCCCCUUACUUCCCCUUGUGCAGGGCUGGCAUGCACUUCUUGGUUAGGGCUAAUAUCUUGUUUGGAGGAGAACCCCGGCCUCAUGCCAUGGCCCAGCUGGAUGCGUGGAAGCAACUCCAGACUUUCUUCCACAAACACUUGGGUGGCACAGAGGGCACAAUCCCAGCAAAACUGUAAUUUCUAUUUGAGUAACAUCUGAUGCUGGUCUGCCCUAGGAAUCACCACCACUUUUAACAUACUUUUCUUUGUAAUAAAUGCUUAGUUUCUUUCCCAAAAGUUUUUAACAUAAACUUCAGACUUUCUCAGUUUGGGAGCUGGGGGAUUCUGUAGAAAACUUAAGAGGUGGGUAAAGUCUGCCCCUUACUGUGGCACAACAUGAAACUGGCAAGGGUUUAGCUCUGAAAAGCAACGUGAGUAACACGGAUUAGGAGGGCCAGCUUUAGAAUUAAAGUGCAAUGAUUAUUUACUGAAUGCCUUAUGACUAGUUACUGUGCUUUUCUUAUUAUUGUAAGAGAAGUAUACACAAUACAUUUAUGUCUGUCAGUUCUAUAUUGCAGAUCCAAGUAACUGCAGAUUAAACUUUAUAUAUACAUAUAUAUGGGUAUAUAUAUGUAUAUAUAUGUAUAUAUAUAUAUACAUAUGUAUAUUUUAUACUGGCCAGGCACUGGUGGCUUAGGCCUAUACUCCUAGCUACUUAGGAGACUGACAUGUGAGAACUGAAGUUUGAAGCUAAUCACUCUAUGAGCUGUAAGAGUACUAACUUUGAGCAAAAAAAGACAAGCAAGAGUAGGAGGCCAGAGUUCAAGUCCCACUAUCAGCACGCAAACAAAAAAUACAGCAUCUGUACUAACCUUAUGCAGACUCAUUUGAUAUCACCAUUUCCUAAAUAAUACAAUAUAACAACUAGUUGUACAGUAAUUACACUGUUCUAGAUAUUCUAAAUAAUGCAGAGGUGAUUUUAAAGGAUACAGGAAGUUAUAUGGAAAUUAAGUGUCAUUGAACCUCUACAGAUUUUAAUAUCCAAGGGGUCUGAAUAAUCCCUUAUGAAUACUGUGUGACAACUGUAAGAUCAAAAAUGUCAUAAUAUCAGAUUUGAGUUUUUUUCUAUUACUAUAGAAGUAACAUCUUACUGCAAACUGAUCAUUAGAUAUAAAAAUAAGGAAGAAUUCAAAAGAAAUUUUUUUGUAGUUCUUUAUUAUCUUUUCCUUGGAUGAAAAAGGAUUUUUCUAGCAAAUAAAAUAUUUAAGUUCCUGUUUAUA